AUGUCCUACAACAAGCCCAACAGUCCACCUCCCGCCUACCCGGCAGCAGCAUACAACCAACCUGCUUACCACCCAAACUCCCCUCCUCCCCAAGGCUACGGAGGCGGCGGACAAGGCCAGGGUUAUUACCCUCAACAAAACUACGGCCCUCAACAGCAGCAGGGAUAUUAUGGACAGCAACAGCCUAUGUACUACCCGCCGCAGCAGGGAUAUCCACCGCAGCAGGGUUACCCUCCUCAGCAAUAUAAUCGUCCGAGUGGCGGUGACAGCGGCGGUGCUGGUUGUUGCGCUGUGGUGAUCUCGCUGCUCGCGCAUCACUGUAUCGCAGAACGCGACAAGUUCUUUGAUAUUCGUGAUUCGCGCCAGAUACCUACUCAUUACGACCGCCCGAUUAAAGAACUUGUAUGA
Molecule: messenger RNA, 408 nt
Organism: Penicillium taxi
Lineage: Eukaryota; Fungi; Ascomycota; Eurotiomycetes; Eurotiales; Aspergillaceae
Exons: 3
Coding region: 1-408 (135 amino acids)
Source: RefSeq, a predicted model, not a curated record